Aspergillus heteromorphus CBS 117.55 is the source of this 2409-nucleotide messenger RNA. Its product is annotated as DNA-directed DNA polymerase eta. Gene Ontology annotation, cellular component: replication fork; site of double-strand break; nucleus. Gene Ontology annotation, biological process: error-prone translesion synthesis; response to radiation. The transcript has a single exon. Lineage: Eukaryota; Fungi; Ascomycota; Eurotiomycetes; Eurotiales; Aspergillaceae. The coding region runs from base 98 to 2113 and encodes 671 amino acids. The record is from RefSeq and is a predicted model, not a curated record. Gene Ontology annotation, molecular function: damaged DNA binding; DNA-directed DNA polymerase activity.
CACUCAUUGAAGCAGGCAGGCACUACACCCAACAUGCUGCCAGCCCUAUACCCAACGCCUUGGAAUACGCAAUGACUAUAACACUAACGUUGUCGACAUGUCACGCUCUUCCCCCGAACCCUCCCCGUCGACCUUUUCGUCCAACAACCCGACGCAUGAAUCUCGCUACACCUACCGCCACCUUCAGCUUCUCCGGCAGAGCUCAACCGCGACGCCUCUUCGAGUGAUCGCUCAUAUCGACCUCGAUGCCUUCUACGCACAAUGCGAGAUGGUGCGGCUGGACACACCCCGCACCGUGCCCCUCGCUGUGCGACAGUGGGACUCGCUCAUUGCGAUAAAUUAUCCGGCCCGGUCCUUCGGCAUAACGCGAAUGAUAUCGGCAGGGGAGGCCAAGAAGCUUUGCCCGGAGAUUGUGCUACAACAUGUCGCGACCUUCCGAGAAGGCGAGGGCGGGAAAUGGGCGUACCGAGAAGAUGCCUUCAGAAGGAUGAAUACCGAUAAAGUGUGUCUGGAUCCAUACCGGGCUGAGUCGCGCAAGAUCCUGAAAGUGAUGAAGGACGAGAUAUCCAGGUGGCACACGGAGAUCAACGGUGGUGGACAGGGAGUCGGUUCGCCCUCUUCGACGCAGUAUGCUGGUCUUGAAAAAGCCAGCGUCGACGAAGUCUUCAUCGACCUGUCGCCUCUCGUGUACGGCGUCCUCCUUCAACGGUAUCCCGAAUUACGCGCUGAACCGCACGAUGAUGAUCGAAUUACGCCACUGCCUGCCCCGCCUACCACUGCGCUGGAAUGGAACACGGAAGACUGUCUAAUUGACUUGGACGAGAAUGAAACGGAAGUUGAUGAUCCCGACUGGGAUGAUGUCGCGACGCUGAUAGGCUCUGAGAUUGUCCGAUCGGUUCGAACAGCUGUUUGGGACAAGCUCAGCUACACGUGCUCCGCGGGCGUUGCAAGGAACAAGAUGACGGCGAAACUGGGUAGCGCUUGCAACAAACCGAACAAACAAACCAUUGUACGGAAUCGCGCGAUGCAGAAUUUCCUCGGUGGCUAUAAGUUUACGAAAAUCAGAAUGCUGGGAGGCAAACUUGGGGACCAGGUCACUGCACUGUUUGGAACAGAGCAAGUGAGUGACCUCCUAAAGGUCCCUUUGGAGCAAAUGCGGGCUAAAUUGGAUGAUGAUACUGCUAACUGGCUGUUUGGUAUCAUCCGCGGGGAGGAUAGAAGUGAGGUCAACUCGAGGACGCAAAUUAAGUCGAUGCUGUCAGCCAAGUCUUUCAGACCAAGUAUCAAUACCAUUGAUCAGGCAGACAAAUGGCUGAGGAUUUUUGCGGCUGAUAUCUACGGUCGCCUCGUGGAAGAUGGUGUCCUCGAGCAUAAGCGCCGUCCAAGAACAGUUGCCCUGCAUCAUAGACAAGGGUCCCAGGUCCGCUCCCGUCAAAUCCCCAUCCCUGGGGCGACACCAAUUGACGAAACAUUACUUUUUGAGCUGGGAAAGACGCUGUUUCGGCAGGUCAUAACAGACGGGCGGGCAUGGCCCUGUGCAAAUCUUUCCCUGAGUGUUGGCGGAUUUGAGGAUGGCGUCACAAAAAACCGGGCAAUAGACAGCUUCCUACUGCGAGGAGAGCAGGCCAAGGAUGCAGGGAAAUCUGCGGCGAGGGAGUGGACGUCAGAAGGGCCGUCUGUGGUCCAGCAGCCAAGUGGAAAACGCAGGAAGAUUGACGACAGUGGCAUCAAGAGGUUUUUCUCCAAGCCUUCCGGGACCAACCCUCAGCCCGACCCAGAUAAUGCUAAAACAGGAGAUUCAACGGAGAGGCUGGACGAACACGCAACUCCGAUGCCCCAGUCAGAAGAGAAUUCACCUCAGCCAGCAGAACUGGCCCCGGGACUCUAUACAUGCGGUAGGUGCGGGAGCGUGCUAUCAGAGCAUGAGAGAGGCGAGCAUGAUGAUUGGCACUUUGCCAAAGACCUAGCGGAUGAAGAAAGGCCAACAACUGGUACCCACCAGCAGGCUCGAGGACCGCCAACCCAUGCGGGUGCAUCUAAUUCACGUAACAAGGCUAAUCGUAGCAGUCGUGGUAAGCCAGAGAAGGGGCAGACCCGUCUCACCUUUGGAUAGGCUUUGCCGUAUAUAGCGAGCUUGCUUGGUGUGAGAGGUAUCUAGUAACAUGCUCAAUCCCAUAGCAAUAGUCUCCCACGGAGAUAAUCUCAGCCAUUUCUGGCGUUUUCUGGGGGUUGGUGUCCCUUCUUGCGAGAUAGCUGUGCUGGUGCAGAUUAUAUUCACUGCUGUGGCGUAUAAAUAUUGUUCGUGCAUUAUGUAUGCAUGUAAGUGUUUCUUCUGAGGACUGUCAUAUCACAGGCCAGCUAUUUUAGUGGAUACGAAGCAUUAGUUCGUGCUGGCUGGGUCUUCAUAGC